AUGGAAGAAUCUGAAAGAGAAAAUCAAACUCAUGUCACUGAGUUCAUCCUCCUGGGAUUCCGAGAUCUGAAGAAUCUCCAGGUCCUUCUCUUUCUGGGAUUCCUUGUGAUCUAUAUUUCAACCAUGGCAGGAAAUCUUUUAAUUGUUGUGCUUGUGAUCAGCGAUCAGCAUCUUCACACCCCCAUGUACUUUUUCCUUGGCAACCUAUCUUGCUUAGAGAUCUGCUACAGCUCAACCCUCAUCCCUAUAUUGCUGACCACUCUUCUGAGAGAUGGAAAGGUCAUUUCAUUCAGCAGCUGCUUCCUGCAGUUAUUUUUCUUUGGCUACUGUUUGGGUGCAGAGUGUUAUUUGCUCUCUGUGAUGUCCUAUGACAGGUAUUUAGCUAUACGCAAACCAUUACAUUAUACCACAAUUAUGAACCCCAGGAAGUGUAUACAGUUAGCAGCUGUGUCCUGGACAAAUGGCUUCAUAGGUAUUUCCAUAAUCAUGGCCGCAAUGCUACAGCUAACAUUCUGUGGCCCCAAUAAAAUUGAUCAUUAUUUCUGUGAUUCUGUUCCACUUAAACAACUUUCCUGCAGUGACACAGAUUUGGUAGAACAUAUUAAUUUAACUUUGUUGUUUAUAUACACAAUGCCUCCAUUUGUACUGACCCUGGCAUCCUACAUAUGCAUUCUAAAGGCCAUCCUCAAAAUCCCAUCCACCUCGGGAAGGCAAAAGGCCUUCUCCACAUGUUCUUCUCAUCUCAUUGUUGUUUCAACUUACUAUGGGUCUUUAACAGCCGUGUAUCUCUUACCAAAAUCCUCUUCAAUGAACAAAGUUUUUUCUCUGUUGUAUACGGUCCUUCCCCCUCUAGUAAACCCCCUUAUAUAUAGCCUGAGAAACAAGGAGGUGAAGAGAGCCCUGAGAAAGGCAAAAAAUAAAGUAGCAAAUUUCAGAAUAUUUCAAAAUAUGCUAGCUAAUUUGGUUAGCAUUAAAGACAGGUAG
Rhineura floridana is the source of this 984-nucleotide messenger RNA. RefSeq names its product olfactory receptor 2AP1-like. NCBI's taxonomy places the organism in Eukaryota, Metazoa, Chordata, Lepidosauria, Squamata, Rhineuridae. Gene Ontology annotation, cellular component: membrane. The record is from RefSeq and is a predicted model, not a curated record. Gene Ontology annotation, molecular function: olfactory receptor activity; G protein-coupled receptor activity. The transcript has a single exon. The coding region runs from base 1 to 984 and encodes 327 amino acids. Gene Ontology annotation, biological process: G protein-coupled receptor signaling pathway.